This is a messenger RNA of Echinococcus granulosus, 1008 nucleotides long. RefSeq lists its product as hypothetical. Bases 1 to 1008 code for a protein of 335 amino acids. NCBI's taxonomy places the organism in Eukaryota, Metazoa, Platyhelminthes, Cestoda, Cyclophyllidea, Taeniidae. The record is from RefSeq and is a predicted model, not a curated record. The transcript has 4 exons.
AUGACAACUCGUUCACUGUUGGAUGCGAUGCGUUCGGGUGCUGUGCCCUCUCUCCACCAACUGCAAACCACCCUCCAAGAAGCUCAAUCCGCAGUUGCUAGAGACGACCACCUAGCCUUGAGACCGUUGCUAGCACUGCCAAACGGUGAAGGCGGAGGUACAAUUAGGGAGGUGGAUUUUGUCAAUCCCUCGGUGGAGGAAAAUCUCCUGCACUUUGCUGUUCGUCAAUUGGCGGGCUUCUGUGUUCACAUGCUGGUGAAUGCGCCCUACAAGUGGGAUCCGCGACGACGCAAUGUGUUAGGCUCUACUCCACUGGAUCUGGCGCUGGGCAAGCACGACGCGUACCUUCCAGUGGUGUGGCCUCUUGUUAUGGCAUCUUCCGAUGUCUAUGAGGAUUCCUCAGCAAAUCCCACACUCACUAGUCUCCUUCUCAGACCUCCCACGACUACGCUUUCCCAAUCUCUGAUCGUCAAACUUUGUAGAAAGAAUUUUGUAGAUGUGGACUUUACCACCAGUACGAUUAUCCUCCUCUUUGAAUUAAUUCAUUGCACUCCGAAUUUGCUGGUGGAGCCCUGGACUACACCUGAGGCUCGACGCUGCCCUGAGUGCCUUGCAAUCGGCGACACUGAGGAGGCAAUUUGCUUGAAGGAUCAAAAUAGAAUCUUUGACUUUCCUGUAAGAUAUGCGUGCUGGUUGUGGCAUCGCUAUCGCGCAACCUGUGAGGUUCCAGGGCAACUCAGUCCGUCCAGCCUUCUAACUUGUUGUCGAGUCGUCAUUCGACGAACGAUUAUGAAAAACCUCUCAAUAAACGGAUCAGUAAUGGACUACGCCAAAGCAUUGAAAUCGUUGAAUGUGCCUUCGUGGAUGCUGGCAUUCUUGGCCUUCCGAGAGAUGUGGCCCAUUGUGAAUCCCAAACACAAACUCCAGUUUCGGCAGCGUCAGCAUGAAAAACCUGCAACAGAGCAUCUUCUGCAACCCGCCUACGAUGUUUACGACCUGGUCGUAUGA